Molecule: messenger RNA, 657 nt
Organism: Rotaria sp. Silwood1
Lineage: Eukaryota; Metazoa; Rotifera; Eurotatoria; Philodinida; Philodinidae
Source: the annotation of a GenBank genome assembly
AUGUCUUCAAACUACACUGUUGAUGUUGAAUAUGAUUAUUUAUUUAAAAUAUUAAUUAUUGGUGAUAGUGGUGUUGGAAAAACUGCAAUUUUACAACGAUUUGCUCAAAACUAUUUUUCAAGUGAAUAUUUUGUUACUAUUGGUGUUGAUUUUCAAAUUCGAACAGUUAAUGUUGAUUCAAAACGUUGUAAAUUACAAGUAUGGGAUACAGCUGGACAAGAUCGUUUCAAAUGUGUCGUAUCAUCAUUUUAUCGUGGUGCACAUGGUGUUAUGAUUUGUUUUGAUAUAACGGAUUAUAAAAGUUUUUCUAAUGUUGAAAAUUGGCUUAAAGAAGUAAAAAAAUAUUGUGUAGAUAAAACACCUGUUUAUCUUAUUGGUACUAAAUCUGAUUUACAAUCGAAACGUAUGGUUCCUUAUUCAACAAUAAAAACAUAUAUUGAUACACAAAAUUUAUCUUAUAUUGAAACAAGUUCAAAAGCAAAUCAAAAUGUUGAAAAUUGUUUUAUUGAUUUUGCAAGAACAUUAGUUGCACAUACGGAUCAAUUAGAAAUAAAUCAUACAAGUAAACAAAUAGAACAACCAUCCGUUACUUUAAAUGAAGAAACAAAACCAGUCACGACUGGUCGAUGUUCAGCAGGAGAUAAAUGUACUAUUUAA